Molecule: messenger RNA, 1278 nt
Organism: Mytilus californianus (California mussel)
Lineage: Eukaryota; Metazoa; Mollusca; Bivalvia; Mytilida; Mytilidae
Exons: 1
Coding region: 31-1275 (414 amino acids)
Biological process (GO): positive regulation of DNA-templated transcription
Cellular component (GO): chromatin; nucleoplasm
Molecular function (GO): ubiquitin-protein transferase activity; zinc ion binding
Source: RefSeq, a predicted model, not a curated record
AUAAAAGACAGACAUAUUUAAUUUGUAAAAAUGGCCUUUGCAAGUUCAAUACAAAAAGGACAAAUUCCAGUAGGAUGUGAGCUAUGCAAAGGUCAAAAUAAGAUCCAAUUCAAAUGCAUUGAGUGUGAACUUUUAAUGUGCAGUGAAUGUAUGGACAGAGUCCACUUAAGGAUUGCUAAAGAUCAUCAGAUAACUGAUAUAAAGGAUAUAGGUAAACAUGUUACUUUCAAUGAAAUAAAGUGUGAAACUCAUAAAGGACAAACAUGCUGCCUUUUCUGUCAAACCUGCAAAACAUUUAUCUGCUUGAAGUGUGUAGCUAAAGUUCAUAAUGGACAUGAGUUAAUAGAAGAAGAUGACUAUAAUGAAGGCAAAGUAGAAAUGAAGCCAAAACAGCAAAGUAAGAUUAAGUUUGAAAUAUUCAAAGAAUAUACAACAGAUCUUACCUCUGUUCACGAUAUAGCAGUAUGUUCUGAUGGUUCUAUGUGGAUGGGGGAUAGUACCAGAUCAAAGUUACAACAUGUCAAACUUAGGGAGGAUAGAACUGAAGUAAUAACAAGUUUAAAUACUAAGAUUUAUGGAAUGGCAAAAACUCAUUCAAAUAACAUUCUUGUUAAAACAGAAGGUGAGACCAAACUUAAACUAAUCAACCCCAUGACAGAACAGAUAACAGAUUCUAGGUUUGAUGUAAAACCACUGUAUCCAAUCAGUAUCCAUGUAACCAGUGAUCACAGAGUCAUCAUAGGAGCCUUGACUGGAGGUGGGAUAGUCCCUGUCACAGGAAGAAGUGUAGUGGUAGUAAUGGAUCAGGAAGGAAAACAACUCAAGGAAUAUGAACAUGACAAACAUAACAAACGAUUAUUCACCUUCCCUGGAUAUAUAACAAGUACCAGUAAUGGUAAUAUCUGUGUGGUGGAUUGGUUAGAUAAUACUAACAGAGGUAUAGUGGUUGUGUUAUCACCAGGGGGAGACAUUCUAGGAACUUACACUGGUCACCCUGAUGUCAACACAGAGGAUGAUCCAUUUACACCUGUAGGCAUACUAACAACACCAUCAGAUAACAUUGUUGUUACAGAUACAAACAAUCAUUUAUUGCAUAUACUGACUGACCAAGGACAAAGUAUUACCUACUACAACCUCCGUAACAUGGGAAUCAUAUUUCCAUAUUCCCUUGCUCUGUCUACAUCAGGAACUAUCUUCAUAGGAUGUGUAAAUAAAGCAGGAAGUCCAGACACUACAAAGGCUAAACUUUAUGAGUUGGAAUAUUCUGGAAUCUAGUGA